AUGGAUAAGCCUUCUUCAGUUUCAACCGCUACUACAGGCAUGAUUUGGAGUGAUGAACAGGUGACUAAACUUCUCCAGUGCAUGAUCGAGUUUAAGGCUAAGAAAGGGGUUGAUGCUGAUGCUGAUCCGACAGCUUUUCAUCAGUUUUUUGAACAGGAGUUUCAAUUUAAAUAUUCCAAAAGUCAGGUAUAUGAGAAGGUGAGGCGUUUGAAGAUGAAAUAUUUCAAUAAUUUGAAAAAAUUUGAGAAAGUUGGGAAGGACACUGGUAUUUCCAAGGCUGAGCUUCAAACGUUGAACAUUUCAAGACAGAUUUCAAGUGGUGGAGCUGGUGCUGGUGAUUUUGAAUCAAAAUAUCCUCUUUCAAGCCAGUCAUUUGAAGUAGAUUCCAGAGGAGUAAUGAAAUUUGGAGGUAAAACUGCUGAUGAACUUAGCUUUUUGAAAGAGAACAUGCAUUUGAUUGGUGAUGACAAAGCAAAGGAAUUGGAGAGAAAGUGGAAGAUAUUGCAUGCGGAGUAUUUCUUUAAAAGCUUGGAAUUGAUGAAAGAGCAAACUCGUAUGGUGUUGGAAGCCACGAUGAGAAAGAAGUAA
This is a messenger RNA of Coffea eugenioides, 588 nucleotides long. RefSeq names its product probable transcription factor At1g61730. The record is from RefSeq and is a predicted model, not a curated record. Gene Ontology annotation, biological process: regulation of DNA-templated transcription. Gene Ontology annotation, cellular component: nucleus. The transcript has a single exon. The coding region runs from base 1 to 588 and encodes 195 amino acids. Lineage: Eukaryota; Viridiplantae; Streptophyta; Magnoliopsida; Gentianales; Rubiaceae.